AUGAAUCCAAGGCCUGCCGAGGAGACAACUGUAUGCUGGAGUAAUGUCCAUGAUAUGGAAAUCGACGUUGAAGGUGGUGGGUCCAACUUGGAUUGGCAAAUUGAUCUCUCCCACUACUUCUCUUUUGAUCUGUCGAAGGCUCGAACGAUGGUGCUGCUUGGGCGCAGACGGGUUCCUUGGAUAGUCAACUUAUCUAGUGUGCAUUUGGGCAUCACGUUCAGGGAUGACUCGUUAUCCACAAGAACUUUGGCGAUGAGGUACUCCUUGCAUUUAACCGAGAUAUGCAAGGGCUUGUUGUGGUUUGACCCCUCUAGGGGGAGUUCUUCCUCUGUGAAGCAGGGCGUUUCUAUGCGGUUCCGAGCUCAUUAUCAAAGAUAG
Messenger RNA from Sphenostylis stenocarpa, 378 nucleotides. NCBI's taxonomy places the organism in Eukaryota, Viridiplantae, Streptophyta, Magnoliopsida, Fabales, Fabaceae. The record is from the annotation of a GenBank genome assembly.